UUGACCAUAAAUGCCUAGUUGGGUCAAUAAGCAAGGCUAUAUUUAGUUCUUUAAACUUAUGAGGCCGGUGUGUUACAUCUCUUAUCUUACAAAUUCAGAGUUUUCUCAUGUGCGUAGGGGAUCUCUAAAAGAAAAAAAAAAGAGAUCCCAUGUGGCAUUCUGUCUGCUAUAGUCAAACUGUAGUUGCCAAGGGUUACUGCAUCAUUUUCAUAGUUAUGACGUGUUGCCAUCACACUCAGCGGGUGGUUUCUGAUGGUUUGGGUGUUUCGUGAGAAAGUGUGAAUAAAUAUGUGCAUCUGGGGGCGGAUUUAUUUCUGGAUGUUGGACAUGCUGUCCCUUACUCACAUGGGAGACUCCAUAAUUCAUCAGUAGUGAAUGCGUCAUCAUGUCCUGUGUAGGGUUGGACCAGCCAUUCGUAAUAAGCUCUUACUUAAAUUAGAAUGCUAAGUCCACACUAGAGGCUUAGUAAGUACUAGCUAGUUUGUUACAAAAUCUAUACAUUAUUUGGCUGUACCAGUUGUUGGUAAGGCAGGACAUAGCUAGUAGUUCGAAAGCUCUCGGUAAAGUAAUGCAUAGUCGCAUAAUAUGACAUUUACCUUAAUUUAUUUAAUAGAAGCCUUCAAAUACGCGAGCAGAACUUGUUUAUUAAAUGCUGCGAAUUUCACCUAUUUUACCUUCAUUCUAACUUGUUUUGCCCUAAACAACUAAUGGUAAAAAAUAAGUUUCCAUUACAAACAAUACUACUUAACCAUGAAUAAUAUUAGCCUAUUGCUAAGCUAUUGUCAUAUAUUCAGAAACUGUAAUUCAAAUAAGUAUCAAAUAAAUACCUAAACAGCGGGACAUUGAGCACUUAGAACACAUUCAGUUUAUACAGCAAUACUGCUUUUAAGGAUUGUGUCUGAGGUUUGCUGCACUUGUACUGCAGCUCGCAGUGACUCAGCACAAGAGAGCAAAACGAUGCUUCUGGAAAAGGCUCUUAUAAUGGACGGAAAUGCCUUAUCGCUAAGAAGCUGUGACCUUUUUGACAAGGAGUUGAGACUAAAGGAGAUGAGACAGAGGAUGGAUGCUGGCAUGUUUGGGAGACGAGACAGGGCUGCAAUUAACUGGAUUUAAGGCACUGCGUGCACUGAUUCUUUCAUCCAAAAGGGUCUCUGGAGCCUGCGCAGAGGUUCUGCAGCAGAAGACCCAGUUUCUCAUGAGACUGCAACUAUUGUUUCAUCGAGGAAUCAGAUUACACACUGUAUUCUCUACUUGAGCUUAUAAAAGAGUUUGCUUUUGUAGCAGCUGAUGGGAUGAAGAAGAAUCCAACACAAAUAUCUCACAGAUUAGAGGAGACGCCUGACAGUUUACUGUGAAAACAGGACACAUCCCGAGGGAAUGCGGUUCACUCAUACACACGCUGCCUGCAAACACUGCUUUCCAUGUAGAAAUGGCGGCGGGCUCAGACUAUCAACGGCAAUAUGAUGCAAAAGAUGAGCCGGACGGUGGAGACAUGCAGUCUGAAGAGGGAACCGAGUGGCUCAUGGAGCUGCUCACCGACGUGCAGCUCCAGCAGUACUUUAUGCGUAUUCGUGAUGAGCUCAAUGUCACACGUCUCUCACACUUUGACUAUGUCAAAAAUGAGGACCUUGAAAAGAUUGGCAUGGGCCGACCAGGUCAAAGACGGCUAUGGGAGGCAGUGAAAAGGAGAAGGGCCAUGUGCAAAAGGAAGUCAUGGAUGAGCAAGUCUCUGUGCUUGGGCCAGCAGGUGUUCACUGGGAAGCGGCCUGACUCGGAUUCCCAGACCCCAGGGGUGUUCCGCAGCUCAUCCCCAUCCUCAGUUCAACCAGACGGACAGCCAGCCAAUCUCACCUGCAUCAUCAGUGACAGAGACCUCACGCUCUACGAGAAACUGGGAGAUGGCUCUUUCGGAGUGGUGAAACGUGGAGAAUGGCAGGCCCCGUCUGGAAGAGUGCUGAGUGUGGCUGUGAAGUGCCUGAAGACAGACCUGUUGGAACAGGAAGAAGGUUUAGAUGACUUCAUAAGGGAGGUUAACGCCAUGCAUUCCCUGGACCACCACAAUCUUAUUCGUCUCUAUGGUGUUGUCCUCACACACCCCAUGAAGAUGGUGACAGAACUUGCCCCAUUGGGUUCAUUGUUAGACCGCUUGAGGAAGCGUCAGGGUCAUAUUUUGAUAUCAGUACUGUGCCAUUACACCGUUCAGAUCGCCUGUGGCAUGGCGUACCUGGAGUCCCGACGAUUCAUUCACAGAGACCUGGCUGCACGCAACAUCCUUUUAGCCUCCAACGACCUUAUCAAAAUUGGUGACUUUGGCCUAAUGAGGGCCUUGCCUAAAAACGAUGAUCAUUAUGUGAUGCAGGAGCAUCACAAAGUCCCUUUUGCCUGGUGUGCUCCAGAAAGCCUAAAGACCCGAACCUUCUCCCAUGCCAGUGAUACUUGGAUGUUUGGAGUAACACUGUGGGAAAUGUUCACUCAUGGGCAGGAACCUUGGGUUGGACUCAAUGGUAGCCAGAUUCUCCAUAAGAUCGAUAGGGAGGGAGAGAGGCUUAUCAAACCAGAGGACUGUCCACAGGACAUUUAUAACGUCAUGCUGCAGUGCUGGUCGCCCAAACCUGAAGACAGGCCAACAUUUGUGUCCCUCAGGGACUUCCUUGUGGAGACAAUGCCCACUGACAUGAGGGCGCUGCAGGACUUUGAUGAGCCAGACAAACUUAAAAUUCAUGCUAACGACAUCAUCACCAUAAUUGAGGGAAGAGCAGAGAACUACUGGUGGAGGGGUCAGAACAGACAGACCCUGAAAGUAGGACAGUUCCCUAGGAAUGUGGUGACCUCUGUGGCUGGUCUGUCUGCUCAUGACAUCAGCCGACCUCUCAAGCACAGUUUCAUCCACACAGGCCAUGGAGACACGGAUCCACACCGUAGCUGGGGUGCCCCUGACAAGAUUGAUGAUCUGUACCUUGGUAAUCCCAUGGAUCCACCAGAUGUUCUUGGGAUGGAUUUAAAUGCAACAAAGCCCACUAAACUUCCAAACCGGUCUAAAAAACAACCUCCUCCUAGACCUCCUAAACCAGCCGUUCUUCUUAAGAAACCAUUUUAUGACUCUGUGCUGGAUGACGAUGAUGAUUUGAUAGUGACAGGUGUGAAGAAGCUCUCUCUUAAGACCUCCACAUACCUGGGUUUGCGUCUCCGCCCUUGGGAAAGCACUAGUCUGAGUGACCGCCUUAGCGAAGUCUCACUCAUUGACUUUGGAGAUGAUAGCUUCAGCUCAUCAUCACCCUCCCCCAUUACCGAGACCCCCAAUCCCAUCACAGCAAAGCCACCUGCAUCCUACGCUGCUUCCAUCUUGGAUAUGGCGCCACCGCAGAGCCCCAUUCGAGCGCUGCCCAACCCCAUGCACCCAACUCCAGUGGCGGAUUGGGAAAUGUGGCCCCUGCCUCCUCUUCCGGCCUACGACGAUGUGGCCGUGGAGUGUGCAGAGCAAGAAGACAUAGAAGUGAGCUCCAUAAAUGCAACCGUGUCACAGGAAGACAAUAUAUCUCAGUCAGAAGAUGAUGUUAAAAUUGAUAGUAAACACAACAUGGAGGACAAUCUCUUUCUUCCAACCAAGCAUGGUGAGGAAACCCACUCCUUUACACAAUCAGCAGACAUCUUUAAGGAGCUACAAAGGGAGGUGAUGGUGAAGCUUCGGGUCCCUCCGGCUGGACGUUCCCUCCCUUCUUCACCCCUCCCGACUCCUUCAGCUCUCACCCCACACCGCCAGAUCAUCCUACCCUGCUCCUAUGAGGACAAGCCUCAAAUCCCUCCAAGAAUCCCCAUCCCACCCAUGCGUCCAUCUAAGCGGCCAGGGAUAUACGGCAGCAGUUUGUCAGUUUCCCUUGGAGACAAUGAAGACAGGAGCCGAUGUCCGCCUCAGAUACCCCCGAGGGAUCAUGCUCUAUCUCAACCCAACUCUCGGGCACCAAGCCCCAUGGCGCCCCAAGGUGGCUCCCCUCAGCAAAGAUCCAGCCUCUGUUGCGUUGGAUCCUUGGGUUCCUGCCUGUCCCCAUCGUCAUAUUCUUCCGCGCCAUCCAGCUCCUCCGCCAUGUCUUAUACUUCGACGGCCACCACUACAAGUUCUCAGUACGGCUCUACUGAAGUGGCCCAGACUCCAGCUAAGAGUCCAUGCAUCGUUCCUAUCGUGUACGGUGGUGUGAAGGCCAGCAGCACUCAUUAUUACUUGCUACCUGAGAAACCAGCAUACCUGGACAAGUAUGACAGGUUCUUAAAGGACUCUGAGGGAAAUGUGGAGAAAAAAACAACCAAUAUGGCCACUGUGAGACCCAUGGUUCAACAGCAAGUUAACAAGGCCAACACUUCGCCUAGCUACACCAGUGGGCCAUCCAACAGUGGGACCUCUAAUAGUCUGGCCUGGUCCAGCAGCACCCUAGCAGGUGCCUACAACCGUGUCACACUCCAACAAGUGCAGGAAGCAGUACAUGGAGUGACUGUGGAGGAAUGUCAAACGGCCCUUCAGACACACGGCUGGAAUGCUCAGGAGGCCGUGAAAUAUCUUAAGGUGGAGCAGUUGUUUCGACUGGGUUUGAAGGCUCGGCCUGAAUGUGUGGAAGCUCUGGAGAGAUGUAGCUGGAAUCUAGAGCAAGCCAGCACCCAAAUGCUGGACUCCUACGGUCCAUCUAGACAUAGGAUCUAAUGGCUGGAAGUAGAAGAACAGAGCUAAUCUCCAUUCCACUGCAGCUAAUGAGAAUUGAGUUUCAUCUACUGCUCAUUGACUGUAGACCAGUAGAUAUUUGCAGGUCAUUUGAAUAUUCAUUGCUUUAUUGUUUAUAAUCAAUGCAAGACAAAUGCAAAAUUCACUUACUUGAAGUACAGCAGUGCAAUGUGAACAGCUGAACCAUGUACUUAAGACUGUGUGUUAUAUAAGUUUUAAAAUAGAAAAAGUUUGCUUUUCACUGCAUUAUGUGACUUUUCAGCAUUGAGCCUGUGAAAUGUUUGUAGUUUAUUUAUUCAGAAUAUUUUUCUGCAGUGGCAUAGGGAAGAUCUGAAAAUUGGAGACAUAAUGUGAAUCUUAUCAGCACAGCCAAUGAAUAUUAUGAGAUGACAAGAGUUGUAAUUUUUCUUUGCCACUGGUUUUAUGUAAAGAUAUAUAUACAAGGGUAUAUUGUAGAGACACAAUAAGCUUUUGAAUGGAUAUAUUGACCAUUGAGGUGUUGUUACAUUUACAGUUGUUAAGCUAUUUUUCACAGGCAAAAUCUGUAAUUUUAAUAGGAAUCCACAUGACCAGAAAGUUUGUAUAAUUGUGAAUGUUUCCUCACAGAUUUCACAGUGGGUUCAAGUUGGUCACUAGCAAAUGACCAACAGAAAGCUGCUUUGUGUGAAAGUGACUUCUGCGUGAAUUUCACAGAAACUUCGCUAAUGUGACCGCAACUUUACGCUCCUGUUUUAGCAUAAUGCUCAUACGUCUUUUAACUCUCAUACAUGAUGUCGCAUGCAGUUCACAGAUGUUGUUCUUGCUUAUUUAAACAUUUACUAGUUUUCAUUCAUUUAAUACUAUUCAGUGGUGUUCACAUUAGUCACAGUCAUGGACUACGACUGUCAUAUUUUAAAAUAAUUUUUAGAUGGUCUCAGGAUGGUCUCUUAGCCAAAAUAUUCUGGGAUGAUAACGAGAUACGUCAAAGACUUGUAUAGUGAGGUAGAUGUUAGAAUACACCCAUUUUCAUGUGCCAUGAUGACUGCAUACAACACUGCACCUAAUGUUUUGUUAAUUUAUUAAUUUCCUUGUUAGUUUGUUGGUCUUUAUUGUAUUUUUCAUCACAAGACCACUUAUGACAUAAUGUCAUUAGGAAAUCACCUUAUCUGUUACAUGAAUGGAACUGAGUUACAGUUAUUUCUUUUUUAUGUGCAUUUUUCUUCUGUCAGAACUGUAUGUCUCGCACAUUACAUCAAUCACACACAGACAUCUGGCUAGGUAAUUUGAGGCUUCUGCUCUGUGCUUGUGAUUUUAUCUGCCUCUUGUCCAGAUGUUCAGUAUUCUAAUUAUAGUUAUAUGUAUUUUACCUGCACUGGUUUUGUGUUCAUGGCUAUGCAAUUUGCUGUUGCGGAUCAUUUUUUGGAAUAUAGCCUGUGUCAGUGCUCACCUCAUGUAGGUUGCAUCCCACUUUUUAUAAAGUGAAUGGCAGAAUGCUGGGCUUACUGUUAAAGCUUUAUAAAUGUUUGUUGUAUAAUUAUCAAUCUGUAUUUUUGUAUGAAGUAAAUAUUUAAAGCUGCUGUGA
Messenger RNA from Carassius auratus (goldfish), 6269 nucleotides. RefSeq names its product activated CDC42 kinase 1-like. The transcript is spliced from 16 exons. Gene Ontology annotation, molecular function: protein serine/threonine/tyrosine kinase activity; ATP binding; protein binding. Gene Ontology annotation, biological process: signal transduction; protein phosphorylation. Lineage: Eukaryota; Metazoa; Chordata; Actinopteri; Cypriniformes; Cyprinidae. The record is from RefSeq and is a predicted model, not a curated record. Bases 1430 to 4690 code for a protein of 1086 amino acids.